Messenger RNA from Sclerotinia borealis F-4128, 732 nucleotides. The record is from the annotation of a GenBank genome assembly. Lineage: Eukaryota; Fungi; Ascomycota; Leotiomycetes; Helotiales; Sclerotiniaceae.
AUGCGUUAUACUAUCAUCGUCGCCGCUCUCGUCCCAUUCGUUGUCGCUCAUGGCAAGAUCGCAGUCAUGACUGGUGAUAUGGGAGGAAACACCACUGGUCUUGGUAUUCAAGGUGCCGUCAUCCCUGGUGCCGGAAAGAACAAGCAGACCGAGGUCGAUACCACCGUCUUCAACAGCAAGAACGCCGCUACCGAUGGUCUCGGAAAGACCAAGACUGGUGCCAACACCAUGUCUGAUAUGACUGCCGUCAUGGCCAUGUCCGGUUCCACUCUUCCUCAAGUUUCCGACGGAGGUGACCUCAGCGGAACCAUCCACAUCGUUACCACUGAUGGAGCUGGUCCAUACUCCGCCAUCGUCGACCCAACUGCUACCGGUACUUUCUCCGAAGGCACUCAAGCCAAGGUUACCACUCAAGUACCAGGUAAGAAGGGAAAGAUCGCCGCACCCAAGCAACGUUCCAUCAUGAUGAGAUCCCUCGUCAACAUGGGUAUCGUCAAGCGUGCCUCCAACGUCAACGAGGAUUACCCCAUCAAGGUUGCCAUUCCAGCCGGCAUGACCUGUACCGGUACCAUGGGUGGUCAAGAGAACGUCUGCAUGGUUAAGCUUGCAAACCCAUCUGGCGCUGGACCAUUCGGUGGUGUCGCCGCUUUCCAGAUGGCAUCUGCUGCCACGGCUGGUAACUCUACCUCCGCCGCCGCCAAGCGAUCCAUCGGUGCCAAGUUCCGUGCUUAG